UUUAAAUGUAAUAACCUUUUUUGGACACCUCGUACACAAAACCACAAGACAACCAUAUGCUACGAGUCCAACGGCGUAUAAGUAUUCUCCUUUGCUUCUAUAGUUCCUGAUGUAGCUAUUGUCCGUCAGAGACGGGUUCUGCAUUCGUAUAAAAAACAUCAGGUCAGCUUGUCUGCUAACUUUUCAAGAAUUUUAUCAAAUGUUUGGCGGCAAACAUAACUCUACUUCUACUUGACCAAUUUUAUCUGACAUCUUCCAUCUCCGAUCGCGCCUAUCGCGUGUUCAUGUUUUGGUGAGAAAUGAGCAAAGGAAGAUAAAUUUCUUCGUUUGCGGAUCUCCGCAGUCCGACAGCUAUUCAGUACAGGUGCGUACAUUGGAAACGAUUCAACGUGAAACGAUACGUACAUUGCGCAAACGCUUUCCGGUUAACAUGGGGGCAUAUCCAACACAAACUCGGUGGGGUGGAACCAUUCUGAUUGCGAUAGUGCUUGUGUUAAUUAUCUCAGUGCGAAUAUCCAGUGCAGCGGAUUCAAUUUGUGAGCGUAUCGACUUCAACGACAUAAAUACAUGGAAGGUGCAACAGUGUUCUGGGUCGCCUCGCGAGAUAUUUCGCCUAAGAACAUACGCUUCGUCACCCUUGUUUCGCCCGUUUCGUGAACGCAUUACCUAUUUCCUCUCAAACGAUGUGCGCGGUAUUAGCUGUACGGAAUCGAUUAACAGUUUCUAUAUGAACGCUUUCACGGAGAUACGCAUGAUCUAUCAGCUAAUGUUUAGAAAUCCUUGCCUGCUGACCCUGAUGGUAUACGAUUUAGAUGUAAUGGAUCAGUUUGGGGAGCCACUUCUGGCACAAAAUUGGACAACCCGUGCGCAAACAUCAACGUGGAGUUUGUUUGUAGGAAAGGUGGAACGUGAAAUACGGCGUGCGAGAAUACAGCUUCAAGCUGAUAUGAGCGCAGAUGGAGAGUUGGCAAUUGAGUACAUAACAGUGUUCAAUCCUCUUGUGCUGGAAGAAUUUUGUAUGGUAUUGGAUGAAUUUUACACAACGACAGAGACAACAAGCAGGCCUACCACAAGGACUACAUCGAUUCCGUACACGACUACUAGGCGAACUAGAAGUACCACAACAUCCACAACAACCACUACUCUUCCGUUCACUACUACCACAACUCAAACAACUACUACUUCUCCUGCGACUACUACUACUAGUACUACUACAACUACGACCACUUCUACAGCAACUGCUACUACCACACCUACUACUACCACACCUACCACUACCACACCUACCACUGCCACACCUACUACUACUAUCACACCUACCACUACUACACCUACUACUACUACUACUACCACAACAGCUACUACCACACCAACUACUACUACCACAACAACUACUACCACACCUGCUACUACUACCUCAUUCACUGCUACUACUACCCCGUCCACUACUACUACCACACCUUCUACUACUACUAUCACAUCUACAACUACCAGUACAUUACCUUCAACCACUUCAACAAGUCCUAUUACCACUACCACGACGUCUACUACAAUGAUGCCUACUACAACUACAACGAUCACAAUCGCUUCUACAACUACUACCUUUCGAUCUUCUUUACCUACUACCACUUAUACAAUUACUUCUUCUACUAGUAAUACAUCGCCUACCACAACUACAACUUCUAGUGCUACUGUUUCUAAAACAACAAACACAACUUCAUACACUUCUAUGAGUUCAUCAACUGCAAUGCCAACGACAUCUUCCACCACUACUGUUCCUACAACAUUUUCGAUAAAAACAUCUGCUAUCUCAUCAACACCAAUUACAUUUUUCACAACAACAACCGAUAUGACAGAUUCACCAUAUACCACACAAUCUACUAUACACACAACGGAAUCUGUCAGUACUGCUAAGUCGGAGUCACCUGAUGGUACAACCACUUCUGUGAUGAAUACAACAACAAGAAGACGUCGUACUACUACUACCACCACGUUCAAAACACCAACCAUAUCUAGCACCUAUACAAGCUUUCCUGAUUUUAAUGGAACGACUGCUGAAAAUAGUGUCCCUUCACAUAGUACAAUAAUAAGCAACCCCAGCAGUAGUUCGUCCACUGUACACUCACCCAGUACAACCGUAGCAUCUAGCAGCUCAAAUCUUCCAUCUAUACCACCGACACAAACUACCUCAGUGCUGUUCACGACCGACCUAUCUACGCAAGCUACACCAUGGGAUCGUUCUACCACUACAGAAAUGCACUCCUCCAGCACUACUGAUAUUUCUGGAACAGAGCCUAUGGUGAAGGUACCAAAUGCAUCCUAUGCGCUAUGGAUAGCAUUAAGUGGUGUGUUUAUCGUUCUAUUUAUCAUUGCAUCGGCCAUCGCUUUAUAUAUCUACGUGUCGGGGGUAGAAAUUCACAAUGCACUUGGUAGUAUUGGCCACUUUUUCACCUGUAGCAACAAACUCAGCCGCUCGGCGAACGAUGAAGACCCUUACGGCACGAUGCAGCCAAAUAAUUUUGACCCAUUCGAUGCCUAUUACAACCAACAGCUACAACAGCAACUGAAGAAUAGACUACGUCCCAAACACAACAGUGUAAGCAGUAUCAGUAACAACAGCAGCAAAGCAAUCCGCCAAAAGUAUCCCAAAUUUAACGUAGAUCCCUAUCGGCAUGCGACAAUGGAGGAAACAGCUAAUGAAUCAUCUUUUGAUGCGCCCCGCUUCGAGCUGAUGGACGAUAUCGACGUUAUCAAAUACAAAAACAGGCUAAAUAAACUUUAGACAUAGUCAAAACUAUAUUUUUCAGUUUAUCACAAUGAUGGGAACAAAAGGCAAUACAUCAGUAUCUUAUCGACGUAAAAUGAUGGCAGCAUUCUUUGAGCACUUAAGAGCAGAAUGUUUGACCAACACAUCAAGAUGCAUUCACUUUCAAUGGCUCCUUUGAACUGUCGGGCUUGAAACCAACAACACAUUACAAGCAACGAAACAGCUUCCUAACGAAGAGCUUCACUCGUUCUGCGCCUGUCCGUCCGAACCAUGCUUACUAAUGGGGAAUGGUGUUCAUUUCUACCUCAUGUGAGAAUUCAUGCGAAACACAUACUUUGCGCAAUAGUUACUUCGUUGGAGCGAGCAUUGCACGAAUCCACUGAUGUGUACUAAAAGCCACCUACGUCGAAAAUUAGCGUCAGUAAACAGACUUUGAUUGUUUCUGUUCCUAGAUGUCACCACAUGAAAAUGCAAAUAUACUGACACUGAAUUAAUCUCCUGUGAACAUUGAUUAUUGUCACGCAUGGUUUGAAGAAGAGUGUCAUAACAAUAAAGUAAAUCUUUUACAUUCACCAAGAAACGCACGAUUAAUGAGAGUGUAUUCUGUAUUCCCAAGAAAUUCGCGAUUGCAAUCUAAUUAUUUUCUCUCAUGACAUACAUACUGCGAGUUGCUCUAAAAUUAUCUUCAUCGUAAGUGUUGUUAUGUCAUCAAUUUCUACGCCGACCCGGUAAAAGCUACGAUACCACACUACCCAUCAAUCGCUCCUUAACAUUGGUUCAUUAAUUAGUGGUCACUGUGACGAUGGUGAAAUGAAGUAGCAUACGCCAAACUGUUAAACGCAUAAAGUCAUUUAGCAGAUAGCACUAAUGAUGCUAUUAUGUGAGGUUCGGUUCGGUACCGGUUAGAAGCCAGAAUGAUGAGUUUUCCUCAAGAGCACUAAACUCGACUAUUCAUACCAAAACAUUAAUUCCUCUUUCUUAGUGUGGUUUACUGCAGCAGUAGCAUCCUUCCAAUUGACAUAGAACAGCGUUUCGGCAUGAACAUAUCGGCCAAUAAAUGAUCAACAAAUUAAAGUACAAGAACUUUUAAACUCAUUACCGAAAAAAAUGCAUGAAAAUCGCUGAAUUUAAGAGAUAUAAUCAAAGCGAAUUCAAAAAAGGAAACAUUUAUUGUAAUAAUUUCAAUUACUACCUCAUUGUUGAUGUAUCGUAAAGGGAUAUAUUAUUUUAGCCGAAAGUAUAUCAAGCCACCACAAUAAAUAAAUGUAUGCGUAGGGCAAUCAAUCUCCUUGGAUUCAGCUUAAUUAAAAGGACUGGUAGUGAAAGUUACAACCAACGUAAUGGUGGUAAAAAAAAGAUUGCCAUACUUCAAACUCGUAAAAUAUUCCGGCACAGAAGAUUCUCAAACUACCUACCGUAGGCGAAAAGGAUAAACUUUGCCAAGUAUUAUAGAAACUUUUACCGGCACAACGACACGGAAGGUAGACGCGUUGAAACAUCUUAAAUUAUGAACGAUGCACAUUUUUACCCGGGAGAUACUCUAAUUACGGUCGGUUAUAGUUUGAAUGACAUUACGAAUAGGCGAUCUUCAUUUUCUUCCUCCUGGAACAGACCGGUGUACAUACUUUCCUUAACUUUUGCCAAGAUUUUCGUUGGCUAUCAUUCGUAUCAUGCUAAAUGAUAUCUGUAUAGAUUUAAUAAAGAACUGCCCACUACUACAUAUUCCAUCAGGCUCUUUGAGUGCUGGAAAAGAAAAAAAAAAUAAGAUGAAUUGUAUUUCACUUCAGCCAA
Molecule: messenger RNA, 4558 nt
Organism: Anopheles coluzzii
Lineage: Eukaryota; Metazoa; Arthropoda; Insecta; Diptera; Culicidae
Exons: 2
Coding region: 431-2782 (783 amino acids)
Source: RefSeq, a predicted model, not a curated record